Messenger RNA from Triticum aestivum (bread wheat), 1177 nucleotides. RefSeq lists its product as uncharacterized. Bases 151 to 768 code for a protein of 205 amino acids. The transcript is spliced from 5 exons. The record is from RefSeq and is a predicted model, not a curated record. Lineage: Eukaryota; Viridiplantae; Streptophyta; Magnoliopsida; Poales; Poaceae.
CUGCCCGCUCCUAUUCCCUAAGAACGCGAGCGUCCGCCCAUCCCUAUCCCCCAAAGAACUCCUCUUUAUCCAUUGACGGGAGCCGGCAGGAGUCUAAAUCCGUACCGGCUGCUGGAGCGCGAGGAUCUCAUAUCGCCCGGAUCCCAGGCCAUGGACUGCCCACUUUGCAAAAACCCGCCUGCCGUAUGUGGAGAUCUCGACGGACCGCCCUGCCACAUUUCAGUUCCAAUGACAACCUUCUAUUGGGUUGAAGCUUUUGUCCCAUGCUGCAACAGGCGUGUGAUCGGGUCAUGCAUUGAGCAUAUGCGGUCCAUUGCUGCCAAAGAGAAUAAGCCCAUGUGCAGUACGAUCUUUGUAACCAGAGAACUACUGGAGUAUGAAGUGUUGAUUGAUCAUGGAGCUAAGAAGACUAGGAUUCAUGGUGAUGGCUGGCAUAGGUUUCUUGAUGAGUAUGUCGUGCAGCCUGGCGACAUGAUAUAUAUCUGCCUCCCCCGAGGCAAUGGAAGGUUUUUUGUGGAUGUCGUUAGAGAUGGCGUGAGGCAGAAGCCGCUUCCUUAUCUUGCUUCGAAUGGCCUGUCACUCAUGAAGCGUGAGCUCAUCGACAAUUGCGUUUACACCAGGAGUGUACCUCGUUUUGAAUAUUCAGAGAUGACAAAGAUGAUCAUGUGUGCAUUCGGUGGUUUAGAAGACGUGUGUUGCAUUUUUGUGCACAAGAUGAAUGGCGUUGACAUUAAGGACGGCUACAUGGAUCCCAAAGAAAGCCGUUAACCUCAUUGAGAGCAAUGCGGGCGUCUUGGAGAAUUCAGGCAUCAUCCUUCUGCAUGAUGAUGUAGGAGCUCAUGUAACGGCAUCGUUCAAGAAAUCAAAAGAUGGCAGGCUCAUCAUUCAAGGAGGUUUUCGAAAGUAUGUCGAAAAUCUCGAAAUAAAGGAAGAUGAUAUUGUGGUCAUCACUUUUCACAAACGCGCUGGUUCUGCGUCCGUGACCGUCCGGGUGUGCAUCUUAUUCUAAAACACCUAUGUUGUGCUAGUGUCUGUUUAAGGCAUCUUAUUAGUCCCUAUGUGCCUUCUCGCUGAUCGUGCGGCAUCUCAAUGCCUGCUCUUUUGUGAGAACUCAUGAACCUGGAACCUGUAGCCUUCUGUGUGUGGUAUGUGACUAUGUGACCUUUCCACCUAUGCA